ACAACUCAAGCAUUUCUUCACACACAAGCUCUUGCAUUUUUUGGUAUUGUUCUCUGUGCAAUUCAUCUCAAGAAACAAUGGGCUUCCGCUUACCCGGUAUUAGAAGAUCAUCUUUUGCUGUCACCAAAGCAGCUUCCAAGGCUGUGGAGGUCCCAAAAGGCUAUCUAGCAGUCUAUGUUGGAGAGAAAAUGAAGCGGUUCGUGAUUCCUAUUUCAUACUUGAAUCAACCUUUAUUUCAAGAAUUGUUGAGCCAAGCUGAGGAAGAAUUCGGGUAUGCCCAUCCAAUGGGUGGUAUCACAAUUCCUUGCAGGGAAGAGGCUUUCUUAGAUCUCACUUCUCGUUUGAAUAGGCUAUAAAUCAUAUUGGAGGAGACUCACGUAGAUUAGUUGAGACAAACUGUACAGAAGACAAUUUUAUUUAUUUAUUUAUUAUCCUUCGUUUGUAAGUGGAAAACACUAUAUAAGUGAGAAAGUAUACAGAAAUGUCAUAUUUCUUUUUUUGGUGAAGUUUCAAUG
Molecule: messenger RNA, 515 nt
Organism: Vigna angularis (adzuki bean)
Lineage: Eukaryota; Viridiplantae; Streptophyta; Magnoliopsida; Fabales; Fabaceae
Product: auxin-induced protein X10A-like
Exons: 1
Coding region: 78-356 (92 amino acids)
Biological process (GO): response to auxin
Source: RefSeq, a predicted model, not a curated record